AUGGAUGGAGUUGAUGACUACAACUUCAUUCUACCGCUGUGGCGUCAGAUCCUGUGGAGCAUUCUGUUCGGUGGAAUGGUAAUUGUGGCCACGGGAGGCAAUCUAAUCGUCAUAUGGAUUGUGCUGGCCCACAAGCGGAUGCGAACGGUCACCAACUAUUUCAUAGUGAAUCUCUCCAUUGCGGACGCCAUGGUCUCCACACUCAACGUCACCUUCAAUUACACGUACAUGCUAAACGCUCACUGGCCCUUUGGCACCAUUUACUGCAAGAUCUCUCAGUUCGUGGCAAUCCUCAGCAUCUGCGCAUCCGUCUUCACGCUUAUGGCAAUUUCCAUAGACAGAUACAUGGCCAUCAUGAAUCCCCUGCGACCGCGUAUGGGAAAGCGCACAACGCUGUGCAUCGCAGCGAUUAUCUGGAUAGUGGGUGUCAUCCUAUCGUGUCCAAUGCUGGUCUUCUUCACCACCUACGACCAGCACCUACAGGAGGGCGAAGUGAGAGUGGUGUGCUAUUCAGAGUGGCCGGACGGACCUACAAAUCACAGCUUUCAGGAGCACGUAUACAACGUCGUCUUCAUGUUUCUAACGUACUUCCUGCCCAUCGGCUCAAUGACAUUCACAUAUGCCAGGGUUGGGCUUGAACUUUGGGGCUCGCAGAGCAUAGGAGAAUGUACUCAGCGGCAGCUGGAGAACAUCAAGAGCAAGAGAAGGGUUGUAAAAAUGAUGAUGACGGUGGUUCUUAUCUUUGCCGUGUGCUGGCUUCCAUUCCAAGUCUACUUCAUCGUGACAUCGUACGAUCCCGGAAUUACCAAUCUACCCUACAUACAAGAAGUUUACCUGGGCAUCUAUUGGCUCGCCAUGAGCAACUCCAUGUACAAUCCCAUAAUUUAUUGCUGGAUGAAUUCACGGUUUCGUCGAGGAUUCAAGCAGUUUUUCCGAUGGUGUCCCUUUGUGCAACUCACACCGGAAACACUGACGAGACGCGAAGUCGUCACCAAAUACUCGUGCGCCGGUUCACCGGAGCACCACAGAAUUAUUCGCAAUGACACUGAAAGAUCAUUUCUCUACUCAUGUUCAGGAUCGCCAAAGCACCUCAAUCGAACGAGUGGCUCAAUGAGGACUUCCAUGCAGCACACAUGCCACAGUCCGGCCACGAAGAGCAGCUAUGUUACCAACACGGCGGGCAUGAUAACGCUCAAUUCCCUGAAUAACGACAUCCCCCUGUCCAGGACCACGACGGGCAGUCAGCGCUGGACAUCUCGUCGCUCCGUCUCCUGACAAUUGUCCGGGGGUAGCGAGGGCGGCGACGGGGUGCCCUACAACGGGAUCAGUUGCAACAACAACGAGACCACCCAGCAGACAAUUCUCGACAGUCCCAUCGAGUCAGCCGGCGGAACUCGCCAGAGACGGACGUGGAUAUGAAAGGAGACCCGAUGCUGAAUCCAUCAGCAUCGCAGGCAGGAAAAUUGGGCGAAAUUCGGUGCACCAUGACACGGAGCAAAGACUGUGAAUAUGUAGAUUGAAGUUAUACAUAGUUUAAGAAGGCAAACAAUGGUGGACAAAGGUGCAUUGAGGUUGUCUUGAAAGUUGAGAGAAGGAUCUUCAUUUGCAUCCACUGCGUUAUGGAGAUAUUGGAAUUUGAGAUUGUAGAAAAAGGAAUCCGUGUAAAUGCUUUUUCAAUUGACAAACUUUCGGGAUGACCUAAUGAGUGAGAAUUUUGCUAGGCAUAGAGAAAAAAAACAUCACUGUGAAACAGGAAAAAACACAUCUGUCUUUCAUAUUGUAGAAUCUCACUGAAGGGAUAUUUUUAUUGUAAAUACUACAUUGCCACAAUUUAUAUUACCAAUAUUAAAUGUAAAUACAUAUGAUGAGUGCUUGGGAGUGUGCUUGAGAUCAUCCCCUAUAGAUGUUUGCGUGGGAUGGGAUUUGCUGUGGACCAAAAACCAUGGUGUGGUGACGGAUAUGGCGAUUUAUUGCAAUAAAUUAGGCCACGGAGGACAAACACCCAGCGCUUGAAUAUUAAUCACGAAACCGGAUAGCUGAUAAGCUCUCCCCAUUGACACUAUCAAGACACAAUUCCCCAUUCGUCCCUCCACCAGAAUGCCCAUAGAGAGCCAUUCUCGUGGAAAGUGUGGUAAAACUCCAUUGGGACAUUUCAAUUUCCGACUGAAUGCUGAUAUUUGGUAUAUUGAAAAAUAUAUUAUGUAUGUAUGUGUAUAUUUAAAGUAUCAAUAGAGAGUAAAAUCAAUGGUACAUUGAUGGACGCAUUGUUUGAAAUAGCACAGGAUGAAAUAACACCCCCAAGAGAAUGAGCCAAAAUAUGAGACGGAGUGCGGGGGAGACAGUGAAUCACGUGAAUUGAAAUUAAUGUCUCUGGUGGAAAGAUGAUUUGACGGGAGAAAAAGUGGAAAUCUCCAUAAAAUGGUGCUUAAAUUAAUAUCGAUUUAGUAAUUAAAUGGAUAUGUAUCAUCAAGAUUUUCCUCCCGAACCACUGCCAAAAGAUUAUUUUCCCAGAGUGGUUUUGCCACGCUAACAGAGCUGCACAGAGUGAAUUUUAGAGAUGCAAUAAGAGUAAUAAAGUAUAAAAUGCAACUAAAAGAAAUACAUUUGAAAUAUAAAGUUUACAGAAGCAGAAAAUCCACAGCUUAAGCGAAGGAUUUUCUGUAUAUAAUCUCUUCAUUUUCAUCUAUUUUCCUUCCAUCUCUGUUUAUAUGGAGGAAAUGUGUUAUUUCUUUGGCUGAAUAUCACGUGUUUUUGCAAGGAAAUUACACGUUUUCCGCUGGAAUUGUUCCUUCAAGACAACCGUGCAAAUUUCCACAAUGUCCUCACAUCUUCACUUAAUCUCUCUCACACUCCUUCUCGUCGCGAUUUGCGAUUCUAUAAUUGCACAAUCCACAAUGAGGGAGUUUUUUUUUUAUAGUCGACGCAUAAAUCAUCUAUCUUGAAAAUUCAACGAGGCGAAACGAUCAUAUACUCUGGUAGUUUAAGUACAUAUCAUCAAGUGGAGAUAAAUUGAGGCUAAAAUAUGGCUCUUGUGAAGGCAAUUUUCUGGUUUUUCGUGCCAUCAAACAAAUAGGAAAAUACCAAAUGGGACACAAAGACGCUCUGAUGUGCUCAUUUUCCAGAAUUUAAGUGCAGAAAAUUCUGAGCAGUUUUGAAUGAGAAUUGUAAUAGAAUAGAGAUAUUCCUCCAGUUCAAGUUGAAGAAAUUAAUUCUAAUCUGCGUGUUCGUGAUGCGAACAAAUAUUAUAGAAAGAUGAUUUAGUGUAUAAUUCUCCUGAAGGCGACAUUUUUUUAUUUUUCACUCUUAACAUCUCCUUCCACAUGUCACGAUUAUCCUCUGAAUGUUAAGUACAUAGAAAGAAAUAAAAAAUGCAGAAGAUAUAAAAAUUUUUAGAUAAAAGCCACCCACUGGAGAGGCAAAGCAGAUAUUCAGAAUAACUAUAUGUGUGGAAAAGAAAAAUGCAGGAGAAAAACUUCUUACAGCGACUUUUCAUGAUGAACAAUUAUCAAAAGAGAAGAAAAAAAUGUGUUACUCCUAAGCAGAGGUUUAUCUAUUUGAACUUGAAGAUUUUAAUGGUGAUGAUUAUAGUGAGAGGAGGAAAAAAAAUAUAUGUUUUAUAAAUAA
This is a messenger RNA of Phlebotomus argentipes, 3624 nucleotides long. RefSeq names its product tachykinin-like peptides receptor 99D (gene TkR99D). Gene Ontology annotation, cellular component: plasma membrane. Bases 1 to 1275 code for a protein of 424 amino acids. NCBI's taxonomy places the organism in Eukaryota, Metazoa, Arthropoda, Insecta, Diptera, Psychodidae. The transcript has 9 exons. Gene Ontology annotation, biological process: G protein-coupled receptor signaling pathway. Gene Ontology annotation, molecular function: tachykinin receptor activity. The record is from RefSeq and is a predicted model, not a curated record.